This is a messenger RNA of Chrysoperla carnea, 9012 nucleotides long. It is a transcript of the gene Nup358, whose product is annotated as E3 SUMO-protein ligase RanBP2. Bases 57 to 8969 code for a protein of 2970 amino acids. Lineage: Eukaryota; Metazoa; Arthropoda; Insecta; Neuroptera; Chrysopidae. The transcript has 7 exons. Gene Ontology annotation, biological process: nucleocytoplasmic transport. The record is from RefSeq and is a predicted model, not a curated record. Gene Ontology annotation, molecular function: protein binding.
UGAAUAGAUUGAAAUAAUUAAACAAGUUGAAAUUGUGCAUAAUAAUAUAAUAAACAAUGUUUACGACUAAAACAAAUGUGGAAAAGAUUAUUCAGAAGAACAUACAAAAGUUCAAAUCUGAAAAAGAGCGAAAUUUACAUGGAUUUCGUAUCGGAAAAUUGUAUUACAACUGCAAUGAAUAUGAACUAGCAAGGCGAUAUGUUUCUGGAUAUUUGACUGUUGCUCCAGAUGCAGCACAAGGACACCGUUUGCUAGCUGAGUGUUUAGAAAAAUUAAAUCGACCAGAUGCAGCAUUGAAAUCGUACCGUACCUCAUUAGAAUUAAAUCCAUCACAAAAAGAUUUACUUCUGAAGAUUUGUGAAUUAAUGGCAUCAACUGAAGUAACGUUAGAUCAAUCCAAGGCAUUAUACUGGUGUGAACAAGCCCAACGUUAUUUUCCAAAUCACCCAAUAUUAUUCUCAUUACGUGAACGCGUUGUAACAUCAGGUAAAGAUGGUAAUAACGAUGAAGUUGAAAAAUUAAUAUUAAGCGAAUUAGAACAUUGCCCAACCGAUGUUGGUUUACGAAUUCGCCUUUUACAACAUUUAUUACAUAGCAAUAAAAUAUCAGAUGCAUACAAACAUGCAUAUGAAAUUGAGCAAUUGAAACAUAAUAUAUUUGCUGAAAAUUUAACAUGGUAUGAAACAGUGGGUGAAAUUUUAACUCAAUACCAGCGUGACAAUAACAGUAUCAAUGAUUUAUCACAUGAAUUUUGGAUUUUUUAUACAUCGGUCUUAGAUAAAAUUGCAUCGUUACAAUUAGAUGAACAAUCUGUUACGAGUAUCGUUAAUUGUAAAAAUGCAAUUUUUAAUUUUGAUCAAAUAUUUAAAAUAGCCGUUGAAAAUGUAAAAAAAUCAUCCGAACGAAAUUUAGCACAAGAAUAUACAAUUCACUAUCAUGGACAACUAUGUUUACAUUUAGCCACGUUACAUUUUAAAAAGGCAAAAAUUGAUAAGGUUUCAUUCAAGGAAGCGUCACGUUUAAAUAUACCAUUGUUGUUGGGUGCAUGGUCAUCUCCACCAGCUGAAAUGAAUGCCGGAUGGUUGAAUCAAACAUCAGAUAGUACCCGAAAGUGGAUACAAAGAUGGAAUUUAGAGGCAAACUAUCGUGCUUCACAAGCUGGUCACAUUUUACUAUCCAUAUUAGGCGAACAUCCAACAAAUUUUUCGGAUAAACUAGUUCAAAUAUGUUCGGGUAAUUGGCGAGAAAGAUUAUUUAAAUUGUUAUUCGUAACACGAGAACAAUUAUCAAAAAUAAAAACCAGUUAUUUCAUCACAUGUCCACAAUUAUCUGAGUUACGUGCUGUUGUACCAUCUCAAAUUGAAUUAAGUGUAUAUGAUGAUACAGCACAACUGUAUCGAUCAUCAUCAUUGCAUCACGUAGUUUGGUUGGUAUUGAAUAACAAAUUUUACGAGUUCAAAUGUAACAUAUUUAACGGCUUACAAUAUUCGGUAAAUAAUUUAAAUAAUUGUGCUGCAGAAACGUUAAAUGUACUCGAUAUUCAAGCGUUUAUUUACUGUGCAGCUGCGUGUGCUCGCAUUGUUUAUCAAGAAACCCGUGCGUCUAGUUAUUCCUUAUCCGAUAAGCCCCCAAUACUGCCAGUAUCUAUAACUGAAAAUGUUUGUACACCAACUCAAGAAAAUUGGUAUCGAGCUGCUUAUAAAGUAUAUAACAAUGCAUGUGGUUCUGAACUAGGAAGUUUACGUUUAACCUUAACGAAUGGUAUUGAAAUAAUUCGUUGUGUUGGUAAUCAUGGUUUAAAUGUAAAUUUGUUAGUUUUACUUGCCAAUACAUUUAGUCAACACGAGAAAGUUGUUAAGGAUGUAACCAAAAAAGAAUUUGUAUCUACACGCGCCACCCUUUAUUGGAAAAAUGCAAUUCCUUUAUUAGAACGUUUAAAGAAUAAUCAAACAAUUAAAUAUCCAUCAACAAAGAAAUCCUUGUUCGAUUAUCGUGAUAAAGAUUUUACGUUAACUACAAUUAAUCAACAUUUAGAAGACGGUAAAUUGUAUUUGGCGUGUAAACUCAAAGAGCAACACGAUUAUGAGAAAGCUCUAGAAAUGUUUCAAGGCUUAAAGAGUCCAUAUGCAACAUUUCAUCAAGCACAAAUUUAUAAGACAUUAGCAGCUGAACAAAUUGGACUAAAUAAAGAAAAUGUCACAUCCGAAAUGCGUAGUCAACAUAUAAUAUUCUUAUCUAAAGCAAGAGAUUGUUUUUAUUUAACAUUGGAUCGUUUAAAAGAACCUUCCAUCGACCGUAAACAUCCCUUAAAUUGUGAAUUGGGUACAGAAAUUGAAAAUAUUGAGUCAAUGUUAUCUCGUAUUGAUCCUGAUAUUUGUACAAAUCAAAACGAUUGUGAGAAUAUAUCAGAUGAAAAUAUUUCUUCAGUUGGUAGUAUGGGUGAUCAUAUUCAAAUUGCAUCAACUUUUGGUUUAAAUUAUUCAAAUGGAAAUGGAGUGAAUCGAAAUAAUCGCUCACGAAACAUCACUAUGCAAUCUACACCAUUCCGAAAUGUUGAUUUAGAUACAUCGAUAAGACGUACGGAAGCAAGACCAAGUCCAGAACGAUUGGAGGCCCAAAUUCGACAAAUGUCUGUAACAAAAGAUACAUUUGUUACACAUAUACUUGAACAAAAUCGCCAAAUUCUUGAACAAAACCGUUCAAUGUUAGAGGCUUAUCGUACAUUAUCGGAAGAAAUUCGUAAUUUAAAAGAUGAAGUUCGUAAUGAACUUACAACUAUUAAAGAAAGUCUAACUGAUCAACUACCAAUGAUUAAAAAAGAGAUAAGUGAAUUGAAGAAAGAUACAUCAAAAUUAAAAAAUAACACACAAUUAAACGAUGAAGAUCUUUAUGACGUGUUUGAAGGGAUUAGUAACGAUAAUGACUAUAAUAUUCAAGCAGCAAUACAAGCUGCUUCAAGUGCAUUUAAUCAAAGUCCAUUAUAUUCUGGAUUUAACACGAGACCGCCAUUAAACUAUCCAGCAGCUGCAAUGUAUCCAGGCAUGUAUCCACCAAAAAUGUAUGGUUAUCAUCCAGGAUUAUCUGCAGCUCAUACUUCACAAGCAACAGGUGCGCCAUUAGUUCAACCUGUUGUAUCGAUAGCUGCGUCACAUAUUCCAGGUCUUUCUUUACAAACUACAAUACCAUCUGCAUUGGGCAUAACACCGAAAGAUGUAUCGUCUCCAAUUAUUAGUCAACCAAAUAUCUAUAAAGCGACACCAAACCAAAAAAGUUCACAAGAUGAAGAUGCAGAAGAAGAGAUAGAAGAUGUAUACGAAGAUGAAGAUUAUGAUUAUAACAUACAUGCAGCAGCCGCCGCUUCAAAUGCAUUUAAUCAAUAUUCAGGUAUUACACCAAGACCUCCAUUAAAUUAUCCAGCUGCUGCUGCUGCUGCUGCCGCCGCAGCUGUUAUGUAUCCCGGCAUGUACCCACCUACAAUGUAUGGUUAUCAUCCAGCACUAUCAGCAACCUUGCCUUAUGGUGAUUCAUCACAAUUACCAACGAUCAAUUUAAAUCCAGCGCAUACAUCACAAUCUGUAGGCGCACCAUUAGUUCAAUCUGUUGUGUCACAAUCACAUAUUUCAAGUCUUCCACAACUAUCAUCUCCACAAAUAUCAAAUUUGGGAACUCCAGCAAAAGAUUCAUCGAAUAAUGCUCUUGUUAAUAAGGCUCCACCGGUAAAUGUUGUGAUUACAGCAUCUGAUCCAGUUCCAACAACAGUUACAACAAGUCAACCUUUACUUUCUGUAACUAUACCACCACAACAUUUAAAAGGCAACAUUCAGAAAACAACAACUACACAAUCACAACCUCAUAGUUAUCAAAUAUCAUUACCUAGUAGUAUUCCAAGUUUUCCAACAUUCAGUACAACAAUGAGUCCGGCGACUACGUCAGCGGCAAUGCCUGUAACCACAAACAACUUACUAUCAAAUGUUUCAGCUCCAAUCUUUACAUCUCUAACUGAUCAAAAAACUGAUAAUAAAAACAAAUUAUUUGGUUUACAAUCAGAUACCUUACAGAAAUCCUUACUUGGAACAUCACCUUUUAAAAAUGAAACCGCUGGUGAAGAUGCAAAUAAAAGUAAUAUUUCCACAACGUCAUUUGAUGAACAAGAUCCUUGCCCAGAUUUUAAGCCAAUUAUUCCAUUGCCUGAUGAAAUUGUUGUUAAAACUGGCGAGGAAGAUGAAGAAGUUUUAUUUAAAGAUCGUGCUAAGUUGUUUAGAUACGUUGAUCGUGAAUGGAAAGAACGUGGGGUUGGCGAUGUUAAAAUAUUACAUGAUUCCAAAUCGGGUAAAGUAAGAUUAUUAAUGCGACGUGAUCAAAUUCAUAAGAUAUGUGCAAAUCAUUAUAUUACAACCACUAUGGAGUUAACUACAUUAUCAACUAGUGAUCGAGCAUAUGUGUGGGCGGCAAAUGAUUUUGCUGAUGAAGAGGUUCGUUUAGAAAAAUUAUGUAUUCGGUUUAAAACACCUGAACAAUCAAAAAAAUUCUAUGAUGCCUUUGAAAAUGCUAAAAAAUUAAUCAGAGAUACACCUGCUUCAGAUCAAGUUACAUCUCCAUCGAAUCAAGUUCCUUCUAGUUCACAAAAUAAUAAAAUAUUAACUACGUCAACAUCAACAGCUCCCACGACGACAACAACAGCACCAGCUCCAACUUCAUUAGGUGGUUUCACAUUCUCAUCAACACCAAUAUUUGAACCUAAAAAAAUAGAAGUGACAACAAAAGAGGAAAAACCACCGUUGGAAACUACGCCAGUUAAACAAAGUCCAUUUGCCGGUUUUUCAUUUAAACCUGCAAGUACAACAGUUGAUUUUGCACCAUUGCGUAAACCAAAUUUAGAUCCAUCAGGUACACCUAAAACUCAACAACCAGAAAUUAAAGGAUAUUUUUCACCAAAAGAUCCAAACUUACAACCUUUUUCUGUUGUAUCAACGGCUUUAACGUCCUCUCCGUUAAUCACGACAAAUACCAUGUCAGGUACACCAAAAACUUCAGCACCAAAAGUCGAUACUAAAGAAGACGAUUCAGAAGAAUUUGUUCCAACUGCUGAAUUUAAUCCCGUAAUCCCAUUACCUGAUCUUGUUGAGGUGAAAACUGGUGAAGAAGAUGAAGAGGUUCUAUUUUGUGAACGAGCUAAAUUAUUUAGAUAUGAUUCAGAAAAUAAAGAGUGGAAGGAACGUGGUUUAGGCGAAAUUAAAAUUCUUCUUUCUGGAAUUGUACGCUUAUUAAUGCGACGUGAACAAAUUUUAAAAAUUUGUUGUAACCAUCAAGUAACAAAAACAAUGAAAUUUAUGAAAGUGCAAACAAAUGAUAAAUUAGUUAGUUGGGCUGCACAAGAUUUUUCUGAAAAUGAACUCAAAAAUGAGUUAUUCCAAAUACGAUUUAAAACAGCAGAAAUUGCUUCCAAAUUUAUUACAACAUUAGAAAAUUGUCAAAAAGAUAUGGACUCCGGUAAUUUUAUUGAAGUGAAAUCAAGUGAUGACAAUAAAGUCGCUGAAAGUGUCAAACCUGUCGUAUCGUCAUCCAAUUCAUGGGGUGAUCAAUUUAAACCAAAAGCAGGACAAUGGGAAUGUAAGGCCUGUUAUAUUACAAAUAAUGCUGAUGUUUUAUACUGCAUCGCAUGUGACUCUCCAAAAGAUGAUACUGUUCCUAAAAAAGAGAAAACCGGUAUUACAUUUGCAACAGAUCCUUCAGCUCCAAAGUUCACAUUUGGCAUACCUCCUAGUACAAAACCCGCAGAAACUGCACAAAAAGGUUGGGGCGAUCAAUUCAAACCUAAAUCAGGUAGUUGGGAAUGUAAAAAUUGUUACGUUACAAAUGAUCAAGAUAAAGUAAGUUGUGUUGCGUGUAAUAUGUCAAAAGAUGGUACCACUGUUACUUCUACUAUUUCUACUAAAACUGAAGAUAAAUCAACACCAAAAUUCACGUUUGGCAUUCCUGCACAAACUUCUACAGCUAACACUACUAAAACAUUAGAAUCAAGUCCAAAAACAAUUCAAUCGUCAUGGGGUGAUGAAUUUAAACCAAAACCAGGAAAUUGGAGUUGUAAAUCUUGUUAUAUUAGUAACGAUGCUUCAAGUCAACAAUGUAUUGCAUGUAACACACAAAAAGAUGGCACAGUUGCCCCGCAACAAUCAAAUAUUUUAGGAGGAGAUACUCCAACUAAGUUUACAUUUGGAAUCCCACAGUCAACAACACCAAUAUUUGGUGCUUCAACAACACCUAAACCAACAACAACGGGAUUUACAUUUGGUACGGCGCCUGUUAGUACAACCCCAAAGUUUUCAUUCCAAAAAGAUGAUGGUACUGAGAAAAAAGAUGAUACGUUUGGUUUCCAAUUUAAUAAGAGCACGCCAUUAUUUGGUACGCCUAAGACCACAGCAAGUACAGAUCAAUCAUCCAAAGAAACUCCAAAAUAUACUUUUGGAUCACCCGAUAAAUUUGAAUUUGUUUUUACACCACGAUCACCAAGAAAAUCAUGUGGCGAAGAAUCUGAUGGUAAUGCGACUGAGGAUGAAGGUGAACACAUUCAUUUUACACCAAUAAUACCACUUCCUGAAAAAAUUGAUGUGAAAACUGGUGAAGAAGAUGAAGAUGUAUUGUAUUGUCAUCGUGCUAAAUUGUUUAUAUUUGUGUCUGGCGAAUGGAAAGAAAGAGGAUUAGGAGACAUUAAGCUACUACGACAUAAAGAAACAGGAAAAUUGCGAAUGGUAAUGAGGAGAGAUCAAGUAUUGAAAAUUUGUUUGAACCAUGCAUUAACCAAAGACGUAGAAUAUUUAGUCAAGGACGACAAAUCUUGGUUAUUUAGCGUGCCUGAUUUUUCUGAAGGUCAAAUUGAACAUCAUCAAUUUUGUAUACGAUUUAAAACAUCUGAUAUUGCUAAAGAUUUUAGGGCAGCUAUUAGUAAUGCUUUAGAAUCUACACAACAAACUAAAGAAAAAGAAACAUCUAAGAAAAAUGAAAAUCGUGAUAAGAAUGAUAAUGAUGAUGUAGUAUUGGUUUUACCUCAAGUUUCACCUGAAUUGGUAAAAAAAGCAAAAGAUUUGAUGCUACCAGACUUGUUUUACACAUAUUUGGAUAAACCACCUUGUAAAGGAUGCAUCGGCUGUGAUCCCGAUUCUUAUGAAUUUAAACAAACAGAAACAGUCGAAAAACCCACGGAAUCAUUUAGUUUUUCAAAAGCAUACAGUUCUUUGUCACCUGAUGCCAGUAAACUAAAAUCAAUCUUUGGUGGUUCACCAUCAAAAGAAGAAGAAAAAGAACCAGAUACCACGUCGCAAGUGAAAUCCAUAUUUGGUAAUGCAAAGACUGCAUUUGGGUCAGCUAAUUUUUCAUUUGGAAAAUCAUCAUUAUCUGGUGGAAAUACUGGAAACAUUUUUAGUGGUACACCAUCUCCGCAACAAAAUAUAUUUUCUGGAAAAAAUACGACACCAGAUACUUCACAAACUACACCUACACCUGAUACGACAAGUGGUGGAUUGAAACCAUCCUUAUUUGGACAAGUAACCCCUAAUAAUACAAGUAUAUUUGGUUCAACAGCAUCGAAAAAUUUAUUUGGUUUACCAAAACCGGAAGGUUUUUCUGUUAGUAGCGAAAACAAACUUAACACAUCAGGUUCUAUAUUCGGUACAAAUUCGACGUCAAUAUUUUCAACUCCAUCGUUUGGUUCAACAACUACAAAUGUUUUUGGUGGGAAUACAACAAGUACAACUGAAUUAAAUAAAUCUGGAAACAUAUUCGGGAAAAGUGAAUUAUCGAAAACUGCAACGGAAAAUAAACCAACUGAUGAAAAUAAACCUAAAGAAGAAUCUGGUUUUGGUAGUCUUAAGUCUGAGACAUUUGUUGAUUUUAGCUCUUUAGCCCAAACUUCUACCAAUCAAACAAUAUUUUCGGAAAAAAAUAAAUCAUUUCAAUUUGAAGGUGCUGGUGCGCCUGUAUUUGCUAGUCUAAAAAAAUUGCCAAUGAAAACAAAAGUAAAUGAAAGCGGAACCGAAAAUGAUGAAAAUGAUGAAGCGCACGUACAAGACGAUGAAUAUGAUCCACAUUAUGAACCAAUUGUUCCAAUGCCAGAAAUGAUACAGGUAUCGACUGGUGAAGAAGAUGAGGAAAAAUUGUUUUGCCAUCGUGCGAAAUUAUUCCGUUACGAUACAAAAUUAAAAGAAUGGAAAGAACGUGGUGUUGGUGAAAUGAAAAUUUUACAUCAUCCACAACGACAAACAUAUAGGUUUAUAUUACGCCGAGAACAAGUACAUAAAUUAGUAUUAAAUCAAUUAAUACGUGCUGACAUGGAAUUAAAAAAAUUAAAUAAAGCUGAUAAUGCAUUCUGUUGGGGUGGUUAUAACUACUGUGGUGAUGGCGAAGAUAGCGGGGUCAUUGAAGAAUUUGCUAUACGUUUUAAAAACCAACAAUUAGCUGAACAAUUUUAUAAUACAGUGAUUAAAUGUCAAGAAGAAUUGAAAAAAAUUAUACCCGCACAAAUACCUGUAUCAGUUGAAGAAAAAGAUUUGAAUAAUGCAGAAGGUGAAACUGAGGAUUAUGAUGAUGAAGAAUGGGACGACGAGGAUGAUGAAGAAGAAGAGGAAGAAGAUUACAAUGAGGAGGAAUAUGAUAAAUCUGUUGUAUGGGAAAAACACUGUAAGCUGCAGAUGUAUGUCGAUGGAAAAUUUACUCCAAUUGGUGAAGGUGAUAUUCAAAUUAUUUGUGACACAACAACAUAUGAAAAUAGGAUAUUUUUUGCUAAUGAAGAUGGCGAAGUUCUCACUAAUACAGCAAUAGUGCCUAGUGUCACUAUGGAACAAAAUGAUAAUGUUUGUACGUGGACAGCUGUAGAAGAUGUAAUAAAAGACAACGUUACUGUAACACUACGAGGUGAAUUUGAUACAGCCGAAGAUGCAGAAGAAUUUUAUGAGAGUUUCAAAGAAUCGACUUAAUGCUUUAAUAAAAAAAUUUUAAGAACUUUGUGAUUAUUAUUAA